CGCUCCAAAAUCUCCAAAAUGAAUGGUUGAAACAAUGGUAGGUUGUACCACACACUCGUGCAGUCGUGCUCGUGCAUCCCAAUUUAUGAAGCGCGUUUGGUGCUCCAUAUGUGCAUUGCGUCGCGCCACCCGUCGUCCGGGCCAGAGCGAGCAACAUGGGCAAGUUCUCGCCGUGCGCGGCCGCCUCGCUCCUCCUCCUCCUCCUCCUCGUCCUCAUCCUAGUCUCGUCGUCGGAGCCAGCGGCGUCCGCUUUCUCCGUCCCCGCCCGGCGCUACGGCUCCAUCUUCAGCUUCGGCGACUCCUACGCCGACACCGGGAACGGCCCCGUCGUCUUCAGCUGGUACUCACUCGUCAACCCCGUGAUGCGGCCGCCCUACGGCUCCACCUUCUUCGGCCGCCCGACCGGCCGCAACUGCAACGGCCGCCUCGCCAUCGACUUCAUCGCUGAAAGCCUGGGCCUGCCGCUCGUCCCGCCUGUCCUGGCGCACAACGGGACCUUCCGCCGCGGCGCCAACUUCGCCGUCGGGGGCGCCACCGCCCUCGACGCCAGCUUCUUCCAUCACGGCGAGGCCCCCGGCGCCAGCAAGUUCCCUCUCAACACCAGCUUAGGCGUGCAGCUGCAGUGGUUCGAGUCGCUCAAGCCCUCGCUCUGCGGCACCACCCAAGAGUGCAAGGAGUUCUUCGGCGGCAGAUCGCUCUUCUUCGUGGGCGCAUUCGGGGUCAACGACUACCUCCUCUCCUUGGGCGGGAAGAGCGUCCAGCAAGUCAGAUCACUCGUUCCUGAGGUCAUCAGGACCAUCUCCAUGGCCGUCGAGAGGUUGAUCACGCACGGGGCGACGAGUUUGGUGGUUCCCGGGGUGAUUCCGGUGGGAUGCGCGCCGCCAGUCCUCGUCACGUUCGCCGACGCCGACCCGGCAGGCUACGACCCGCGCACAGGGUGCCUGAAAGCGAUCAACGAGCUAGCCGCUCAUCACAACUCGUUGCUCCAGGAGGCCAUUGACGAGCUCCGGGCCAAGCACCCGGAUGUCAAGCUCAUCUACACCGAUUUCUUCAGCCCCGUCAUGGAGAUGGUGACGUCGCCUGGCAAAUUUGGAUUUGAAGAUGUUCUUACACUUUGCUGUGGAGGCCCUGGGAGGUACAACUACAACAAGACGGUUUUUUGCGGCGAUCCCGGUGCGAUCACGUGCAAGGACCCAUCUGCUCGUUUGUUCUGGGAUGGUGUCCACUUGACGGAGGCGGCCUACCGGUACAUCGCCGCCGGCUGGCUGAGCACCAUGAAUUCGCCUCUUGGUGGUACAGGCAAGGACGCAACCAAGGGCUUCCCGUGCUAGAGGGUGCUGAAAGCAACCGAAAGGCUCACGUUACAGCUUGAAUUGAAGCAUUAUAACACCACCUUGCAUAACCUCCUGUGUGAGAUAGAUUCUCAAUUUUUUUUAGAACGCUGCUAUGCAUACGAUGAAAUCGUCCGACUGUAUUUCAAAGAAGACCUUGGAACCAAAUAGACUACAAGGCCCAACCCA
Messenger RNA from Phragmites australis (common reed), 1520 nucleotides. Its product is annotated as GDSL esterase/lipase At5g45910-like. Lineage: Eukaryota; Viridiplantae; Streptophyta; Magnoliopsida; Poales; Poaceae. The coding region runs from base 156 to 1331 and encodes 391 amino acids. The transcript has 5 exons. The record is from RefSeq and is a predicted model, not a curated record. Gene Ontology annotation, molecular function: hydrolase activity, acting on ester bonds.